UGCACCCUUCCAUUUUCUUUCCCUUAUUCAGUAUCCUCUUUCCAAAAAAAUUAAAAAUUAAAAAAAAAUGAAUCCUUCUACCAUAGUCAUGACAAAGGAACUGCCCGCUGGAUCGUCACGAUCCGGCGGUGAACAGUUACAAAAUAAUCCCGCACCAUUGAGUCGGUACGAGUCACAAAAAAGGCGAGACUGGAACACUUUUGGUCAGUACUUGAAAAAUCAAAGACCACCCGUUUCGUUAUCACUGUGUAAUUGCAAUCAUGUUCUAGAAUUCCUUCGGUACCUAGACCAGUUCGGGAAGACUAAGGUUCACUUGCACGGAUGCGUGUUUUUCGGACAACCUGAUCCACCAGCACCUUGUACUUGUCCUUUAAGGCAAGCUUGGGGUAGCCUUGAUGCUUUAAUAGGGAGGCUUAGAGCUGCUUACGAAGAACACGGAGGGCCACCGGAGAAUAAUCCGUUUGGAAAUGGCGCGAUUCGCCUUUAUUUGAGAGAGGUAAAAGAGUGUCAAGCUAAGGCAAGAGGGAUUCCUUACAAGAAGAAGAAGAAAAGGAAGAUCAAUAAUAAUUCAAUUAAGUCCAUUGGUGCUGGUGCUAGUGCGGGUGCUGAUCAACACAAGAAUUUGAUGCAAGCAAGCUAAAUCGAUCAUAUGGAUAUAUAGGGUGGUCACAUGAAUUGGAUAUAUCUUAAGUAGAUAUAUAGAAGAUGAUGCUGCCUGCCACAAGACAAAUAUGUACCUCAAUAUACUAGCUAUCUAGCUAGUUAAGUUUUCUUAUUAAGUUAUUAUUAUUAUAUUAUAUAUAUACAUACUGAAGUCUUAGUCUUUAAUAACUUAGUUAGAUAAUCAGUUUCUUUCAAUCAAAUAACUUCUUUUGGAAAUUUGUUAAAGGGAUUUCUCCUCUGCUGUAAAUUAAAUUACUUCUCAGCUAUUUUUAUAAAUAUACUUUGCAUCAA
Molecule: messenger RNA, 954 nt
Organism: Solanum stenotomum
Lineage: Eukaryota; Viridiplantae; Streptophyta; Magnoliopsida; Solanales; Solanaceae
Product: protein LIGHT-DEPENDENT SHORT HYPOCOTYLS 10-like
Exons: 2
Coding region: 68-640 (190 amino acids)
Biological process (GO): mRNA transcription; response to light stimulus
Cellular component (GO): nucleus
Source: RefSeq, a predicted model, not a curated record